ACACAGAAGAUUGCAUCAAAUGUCCUGAGGAUCAGUAUCCAAGCAAAGUGCAAGAUCAAUGCCUUAACAAAACAAUGAGUUUCCUGUCUUUUGAAGAACCUUUAGGAAUCAGUCUGGCCUCAGCUGCUGUUUCCUUUUCCUUCAUGACAGUCAGUGUGCUUGGAAUUUUCCUUAAGCGUAGAGAUACCCCCAUUGCCAAGGCCAAUAACCGGGACCUCACUUACACUCUCCUUAUUGCCCUCUUACUGUGCUUUCUCUCUUCCUUGUUAUUCCUUGGUCAGCCAGGGAAAGUAACCUGCCUUUUCCGGCAACCAGCAUUCAGCAUCAUCUUCUCAGUUGCUGUUUCAUGUGUGUUAGCUAAAACUAUUACGGUGGUUGUAGCUUUCAUGGCUACUAAACCAGGUUCUUCAAUGAGAAAAUGGGUGGGAAAAAGAUUGGCUCUAUCCAUUGUCUUUUCUUGUUCUUUUCUUCAAGCAGUUCUUUGCAUUAUAUGGUUGGCAACAUCUCCUCCCUAUCUUGAGUUAAAUAUGCAGUUCCUGAUGGAAACUAUGAUUCUGCAAUGCAAUGAAGGUUCCAUCUUCAUGUUCUAUUGUGUGCUGGGCUAUCUGGGCUUCUUGGCCAUCGCCAGCUUUAUUGUGGCUUUUCUUGCCCGUAAUUUACCUGAUAGCUUUAAUGAAGCCAAGUUCAUCACCUUCAGCAUGUUGGCUUUCUGCAGUGUGUGGAUCUCUUUUGUUCCAACCUAUCUGAGCACCCGAGGAAAAGCCAUGGUAGCUGUGGAGAUAUUCUCCAUCUUAUCCUCCAGCGCUGGAUUAUUGGGAUGCAUCUUCUUCCCAAAAUGCUUCAUCAUUGUGUUGAGGCCAGAACUAAAUAGCAGGCACCAACUAAUCAAACGAAACAAUUAA
Molecule: messenger RNA, 902 nt
Organism: Notechis scutatus (mainland tiger snake)
Lineage: Eukaryota; Metazoa; Chordata; Lepidosauria; Squamata; Elapidae
Source: RefSeq, a predicted model, not a curated record